AAUUUCCCUAUACUAUAUGCACGUUUCAUGAUUGAAGUGAUUCUCUACGUUAUGCAUGUACAUAGAUUAAAAUCUUAAAAUUUGCAUUGCUUAUGCAUUUUUUAUAAGGAUAUAUAAAGAGCAGGGGAAUGCAAUAGAAAUUCUGUGGGGAUAUAAUUUUAAAAAAAAUUCUUUUUUGGACAAUUUCUAGUCCCAGCAUUGCAUGUAAAAUUACGUAUUAAAUAUGCAAAUUUCCUGGUGCUGAAAUAGGGUCGUGCUCUCUACUGGGAAGAGGGUUGAUUAAUAUGUAAAAAGAUGUAAUGCAGGGCGUUAGUGCAUAAUAGUGCAUAGUGAAUAAGACAACUGUAAAACAGUAACCAUCUGUCACUGUCAGGUAGAACAGGAAUAAUUUAUUAUAUAUUAAAUAUAUAUAUCAUAUAUAUCAAAGUGUCGCGAAUGUCAUUGUCAUUCAAAAAGGAAUCACUGCUCUCAUGAAACGUGAAGUGCAUAUAUACAUUUAAAGAAAUCGUCUCAAAAAGGAAACUCUCGUAGCGGACUAUUUACAAGAGAAAAUAUUUUCUUUUUUAAAGAUACGACUCCAUAAGAAGACCUAAAAAAAGUACAAUAAAUAACAAAAUUUUUUUCACUGUUCGCAGAUACUCGCAAUUUUGCAAUUACAUUUUACAUUUUUCCAUAAGCGUAUCACUCACAGAGUACAUUCGUACUGGCAUAUCGAUUCCCAAUACGAAUACGAUUUUACCUAAUUGUCAAAAUUACGCAAAAUUACCCAAGUGUGUCCUAAUACCUGACAGAGUUCCUACAAAUUGGUCAAACCUAGUCGCGGGUCCAGCCUCUACCGGAUGGGGAUCCUUUCACUAGAGAGUUUGGAAGACUCCAUUCAAUCAUCGCUAGGUCAAAGGUCAUAUCUCUUAUUCGUGAAAUAAAAUGAUGUAUAAAGAAUCGAAUGAAAAAAAUCAGGUCAAUUAAUUUCUAUAACAAUAUCCCAAUGCUGCUCUUGCUGUGGGUUAUCUGAUAAGCGAAAUCCAUGAACACAAGAUAAUAUAAUAGAAAAAAAAUUCUCUCAGCAUUUGAUGAGAAUUCGAAGUUGCGGCAGAGACUAUUAAGCGUUCUCUCGGGUGACGUCACUGACUCCUAAGAGCGAAUGGAUCGUGAGAGGCACAUCAAAGCUGAGUUACUUUUCCUUCUAGUGCGCCCUUCGCCCAACGGUAGAGAACGUAUAAGGCACACUGAACAGUAAUCUUGAUGGGAGAUAUUUCAAAAAAAAGGAGACUCAAAUUAUACCUCUUAGUAAUGGGGUCUAGUUUUUAUUUUUUCUUUCCAUAAAAAAGAACAUGUAUUCUCUAAUACUGCUACGGAAUAUAAAGUCCUAUGCUUGGCCUUUAUUACUUGGCACGCGCUGGUAAUUGUUCAAAUUAUCAACCGUGACUCAGCUUUACGAUAUCCGAAAUGCAUGCAAUACAUGUUGAUACGUUCGGUAAGAAAAAAAAAGGAAACAUGUUAUGACAUAAAAUUUCCAACCUAUUUACAAAAUAAGAUUGACUCGGAUAUCUCCAUUUCUGGAAACUUUACGAUUUGCAAUAAGAAAUAAUUUCUUGUUCUCUCAACUCUCUCUCAACUUUCUGAUAUAAUAAUUCGUACAAGAGUACUUAUAUUUUGAUACUAGAAAAUUACCUUUUCCCACCUUACCUUUCCUUCAAAUUAAGUCAUCGAACCGUUUAGAAUUCUAGUACGAGGUAAAAGAUUUUGCAAUAUCCGCAAUGCCAGUGCAAUUAACUUGUGUAUCAAUGGAGUAGAGUAUUACCAAAGAAAUUGUGUAUGAAUCGGCUGUUAGAACAAUAGUUCGAUAUGUUGAUACGAUGGCUUUGAUUCUAAUCUAAACUUGAGAAAAAAGAACGGUUGAUUAAAUAGCGUAACAGUCAUAGUCCAAAGGUAUGGCUCAUUUGUUACUUCAUAGCUCGUUACCGAAGAAGCCUCUGUGCAGAAGAGAAGAGGAAAGACAAUAUUUCGCAAGAGAAUUUACACGAAAGUCUAAGAAAGACUCAUAAUGUGAACAUGCUUAAUUAACCUUACUAAUUAUUUAAAAAUUUUCAAAACUACAUACCUGUCUUCCAAAACAAAGAGAUCCACUCUAAAUUCAUCGGUAGGUCUAAUUUUUACCACACACGUAUCUGAUAAUAAUUAAUGAUUGUCUAAGAUAAAAAAAUUACUCAUCAUCGUCAUAGUUAUGAAUUGCAAAAAAAUAUUGCAGAGUCAAGAAAAAUAAUUUGCAAGGUACUGGCUUAAAUUUUGAAAAGUAAAACUAUAGGAUAGUAAUAAAUCUCGCAGAUGGUCCAUGAGAAUGAAUCUGCAGAUUACAGUAUAGUUCCCAUCGUUCGUAAAAAAUAUGUUUACAUGUAUCAUAUUUCUAUACGUUCCUAUGGAACAGUUCCUAGCACCACUCCAUGUACUAUGGUUUUGCAGAGGAGGUUCCGAUUCCCAUUCUCGUUCCUAAUCUUAGGAGGUAUUUUCUGAAGAGGUACGUUGCCUUUCGUCGUCUAUAGUGAAAGUGCCCCGGGUCGACUCACGUGCUUCAACCUUCCCGAGUAUAUCUCGAGAGGAACUGUAGUCGCCACGCUUAGUAUCAUCUUAACCAUCCUUUGGAAUUCUUCACCUUUUCCUUCACCUUCCGCCACUCGGAUUAUUCUUCUUGUUGACCCUCACGACCGUCACGUGUGAACUCUGAACCCGCGCACUGUGACCAGUGAACUUGUACCUGGGUCGUUGGACGAAUAUUAGCGUCCCAUGGAAAUUGUGCCAAGACGUUUGAAUUGUCAAAAAAAUAGUUGAAAAAUAGUGAGUACAACUUUGGCGGAAAAAGCUUGGCGAACUCCGGGACGGACGAUUCUUUCGGAUAUGUCGGCCUAGACUAGGGGGUGGUCUUGCGCGAUAACGAGAAUGAAGAGGAUUGGAAGGAGGGAUUGGUUGUCGCUGGUGCUGCUGAUUCUAGUCCUGGUAGAGAUCGAUGCUCAAAAGCAAAAGAGACAAAUUUACAGGGAGCAAGUGUUACCUGCACUCGGUGGGAAAAUUCCUGACGAAGCCUUCAGGUCAGAUCGAUUGGCUCUUAAUCGAUUGAACAAAGAAGGUAUCACGACUCCCGAUGGAGUCGUCUUGAUCGGGCGAGAAGUGCAAAAACAUCCCCAAAAGGAAAGAUCAAUGCCUGAAUUGUUGAAGGUUUAUCUGACUCCGGAUGGUCGAUACGUCCCGCCAGAGGGUCGGUACCAUUACAGCCAUCCCAAAGCCGUAGAUACGACCUACGUUAUCCGAAGCCCAAUUGGUCGUGGAGGGAGUCAUAAAUCAGGGAAUGAUCAGAGCAGCUAUAAGCCACGUGGUUUCAGCAAGUCUUACUCUUACACGAGACAGCAGCAAUAUCCGGGAUCAUCAGCUCUGCGGAAGCCAGGAAUUUAUAAGCCAAUAAUCGCCCCGUUUAUCAUUCCGACCCGAGAAUUAUUGGUUCAGCCAUUUUAUCCAAUCUGGAAUACAGAUUUCGGCUGGAACGAUGCUGUAUACGACUCGUUCGAUGAAUUUUUUAUUAACAAUCUUGCUCUAUUCAAUUCCCACCAAAUAAUUACAGAUUAUGACGAAUUUUUUAAUCAAUUUCACGCACGUCAAUUGAGACACAUUAGAACGGAACAUGAUGAUAAGAGUUCACACCCAUCGACUAAUAAUCUUGAGGUCAAUGUCAAGCCACCAGUAACUACGUUGGAGCCUCCAAUUUUGUCGAAAAAUUUUCGGUCGAAAAAUGUGUCAAAAGUGUCUGGUUAUACAGAUUUGACGAAAAUACCAGAAACCAGUUUCGUCUGUCGCGGAAGAACGGGGACGUUUGCUGAUGUUCAAACUAAAUGUCAAGUAUUUCAUGAGUGUACUGGAUUUUCGAAAAGUUCAUCCCUGUGUCCCGUAGGAACAGCUUAUAGCGAAAGUAAAAAACGUUGCGAAUGGUGGAACAAUGUUACCUGCCAACUGUGAAAAAAUGGAGAGUCAACGGUUCAAUAAAUA
Molecule: messenger RNA, 4032 nt
Organism: Cephus cinctus (wheat stem sawfly)
Lineage: Eukaryota; Metazoa; Arthropoda; Insecta; Hymenoptera; Cephidae
Exons: 6
Coding region: 2935-4002 (355 amino acids)
Cellular component (GO): extracellular region
Molecular function (GO): chitin binding
Source: RefSeq, a predicted model, not a curated record